AUGUCUUCAGUUCUUAAGAGCCUGAGGGUGGACGACCGCACGUUAGCUCUUCUUCAGAAACUGAAGGAGGACAUCAGCCUGCUUCAGGAUUCCAAUGCUUGGAAAACCAUCCAGGAGAAGUUCGACCAAACUAAAGAUUUGUUGAAUGGCGCCCUUUCCAAAAUAUUUAAAGGGGGCCAGGCUUUCGGGGUCAGGGGGAAGGUUCUCUUCACGCUCACCUCCACCUGUUUGCUGGGUGAAUUCUGGUUGUUGCACAGGUUGAAAUUCAGUAAUGUCCGCAUCUUGAAUUUCAAAGCCGAACCAACUCCUGAUGGCCAAGGCCUUCGCCUGAGGUACUCCACCUCUGCUGAUGUCUCCUUGACCCUGCCUCUGGUUAGGAAGGCAGUCCACCUGAACGUUUCCUUGGACCUCCUGGCUACUGUCCAAAUUGAAACUGAUCCCAAGACUGGUGGUUCCAGAGUGGUCAUGACAGAAUGCGCCAGCGACCCAGACAGCAUCUCAUUCACCUUGUUGGGCGAACACAGCAAACUGGUCAACAAGCUCUCAGGCACUUUGAGCAGCUUCCUGAGCGACACUGUGUCC
This is a messenger RNA of Myotis davidii, 582 nucleotides long. RefSeq names its product BPI fold-containing family A member 2-like. NCBI's taxonomy places the organism in Eukaryota, Metazoa, Chordata, Mammalia, Chiroptera, Vespertilionidae. The transcript is spliced from 6 exons. The annotation marks the transcript as partial. The record is from RefSeq and is a predicted model, not a curated record. Gene Ontology annotation, molecular function: lipid binding.